Messenger RNA from Colletotrichum lupini, 1398 nucleotides. RefSeq lists its product as uncharacterized. The record is from RefSeq and is a predicted model, not a curated record. Lineage: Eukaryota; Fungi; Ascomycota; Sordariomycetes; Glomerellales; Glomerellaceae. The coding region runs from base 1 to 1398 and encodes 465 amino acids. The transcript is spliced from 8 exons.
AUGGCAUCGCACAGAGACGGUGAAAGAGAGCGACACCCGUCGACCUUGCUUCCUGGCCUGUUCCCGGGGUGGCCCCCGCACUCAGGUAUCUUCCAGUCCCGACUUCCCAACCUUGAGGUAGUUGUCCCAGACGAAACGCCCGCCUUUCUUAGGUACCUACCUGGGCUUGGACUGCAUGGGUUGCUGCUGCUACCCGGGAUAGACAAUCUGCACACCGACGUUGCUAUUUCAUCACCUCACGACUUGAUGGGCGUGCAUAGGGUCCUCCACCGGCCUCGUGUGGUCGCUGCAUACGCCAUCUUCAGGCAAAAGUCAGGUACGAUAGGGCACCACCUCACCAUCUCACCAUCUGCCUAUCUCACUCAUCUGGCCCCCCCCUCGGAUCGCAACCCCGUGUCUCUGCGUGUGGUAGAACAGCCGUCUCCGGCUGACGGUGCCCUUCAUCCGGCUGAUGAGCCCUCACGAGGGAUCUUGAUCAAGUGCUACCCCGGUUUUCCCAACAAGUCCUGCCACAGCACCCUCAAGUGUCAGAUGUCUUACCGGCAGUCCACAUCCACAACACCCUCAGCUUGGAUGGUCCCUACAACUGUUUCCACUGGAUCUUUUUUACGGCCCCCGCGGACAUGGAAGCUGGGGAAAACAAUGGGCCUUUCUCACUUUGCGGAGAACCCGUACACAAUAGGGCAGAUCCCACGAUGCUUACCUUACUGCGUCUGUAGGCAAUGCAAUGCCACAAUGGGUGGCAUGGAACCUUACUGCCUACCCAUGGAGCACGUGCCGUGUCAAAUGAAGUCAUGCUUCCUGCAGGCAGCGGCCAAGCUCGGCCCAAUCUUCCUACCACUUCCAUUGCAUGAGAUGGACUGCACUCCUUGCUGCCGACGUUCAUUAUGCAUCAAGUCACAUUUUGACACAAACGGCACAUCCAGUCUUAUCGGAAUUCAAGUGGCCGAAGUACCCGGUACUUUAGGAUCUGCGCUUGGCGCUGCGUUUUCCGCCAUCAGCUACACCCAUCCAAUCACCGCAUCGCUCCAGAGCCACUUCCUGCCAUUGCGCAGUGUUGCAGCCUCCGACCAGUGGCUGGCUCCCGUCCCGUCCUGCUUGUCGACCUGCGCUGCAUCUGUCUGUACCUCUAGUGGACACCUCUACGAACCUUACAUCAGAACUGGCCUUUUGCUAAAGUCUGUCUGUCCUUCGACCGCAUUGGCAUUCAAACUUGGCGACAUCUCGAAAAGAGCUACCGACCCAGAGACUCUCGUCGUCAGCUCACAACCCUGCGGCGUACGACGACGAGCUGCCCUGUUGAUGAUCGCCAUCCGCCCAUCUCGGAGCUCACCCGCGAGCCGCCGGUCCCCCAGCUUUCCUCUCGACUCUGGAUCCUACUCCGUCACCAACCCAUAA